AAUCUCUCUCAUUGAAAUGACACUUUAGGAAAUCUUACCUUGAUUCGUUUUUUUUGUUUCUGAAAAGGAGAAAAUUGUGAAAACCGAAAUAUCUGUUGAAAAAAUCGGACCAAAAUCUCUUUUUCUCGAACAAAAAUACGCAUAAUUAUUCCUCUGAUUCUUUUUCUUUCCUUGAGAUUUUAUUCUUCUGAAUUCUGAUUCUAUACUUAUUAUUUCCUUCCUUCUAUAUAAACCCAUCUUCUUCAUAAGUAACUCACCGACCCUCUUCCUUCAUCAGUUCUUCCAAGCAUAUACAUAGCCUAGCCGGAAAUGUCAGUUUCUCAAGCAAGCUCAGCAAUGUCAAACAAUGAAGGUGGCUCAGAUGCUUUACAUAUCUUGGCUGUUGAUGAUAGCUCUUUCGAACUGAAACUAGUUGAAAGGUUACUUAAAAAGUCUUCAUACAAAGUUACCACUGUAGACAGUGGGAAAAGAGCAUUGGAAUGGUUAGGCGAAGGAAAAGAAAAUUGUAAUAAGAAAGUGAAUAUGAUCAUAACAGAUUAUUGCAUGCCAGAGAUGACGGGAUAUGAUCUUCUUAAAAGAGUUAAGGAAUCCUCGACUCUGCGUGAAAUCCCAGUAGUGAUUCUAUCUUCAGAAGAUGUCCCAACUAGGAUCAGCACAUGUUUGGAGGAAGGGGCUGAAGAGUUUCUGUUGAAACCACUAAGAAAAUCCGAUAUAUCACGUCUUCACAGCCACAUGAUGCGUUAGGCCAUGAACUUCCAGUUUAAUCUAUAAGGAAGAGUCAUAGGUUAGGGUUAAUCUAAAGAGUUAAUUAAGAAUGUGGGGGUUUAGUUUUUGAUGUAUGUAGCUCCUAAUGCUGGUAAUGAGCAGUAAUAUUGACAUAGAAAUACGUUGUGGAAGCUUUUGGGAUCAUAAGGAAGAAACUUUAUUUAUAAUUUUAUUUUGUUAUGUGGAAAGUUUGACCGAAGUGGACUCCAAAUCUCCAUACUGUCAUACAAUUACAAGACAAUGAUCUGCUAGUAUUUUGUGGGUGUAGCGGCCUAGCGGGUGUGAUAAGAUGGUUUCCUCUCCAAUCAAACUUUAUUGACAAGCCAACCAUAUCCGGUGGUUGGUAUGCUCCCUCCCACUAUGGAGGUAGGAGUUCAAAAAAAAGAAAAAGAAAAAAGAAAAACUCCUAAUAAGGAGUUAAGAUUAUAAGAAUGU
Molecule: messenger RNA, 1200 nt
Organism: Papaver somniferum (opium poppy)
Lineage: Eukaryota; Viridiplantae; Streptophyta; Magnoliopsida; Ranunculales; Papaveraceae
Product: two-component response regulator ORR3-like
Exons: 5
Coding region: 310-744 (144 amino acids)
Biological process (GO): cytokinin-activated signaling pathway; phosphorelay signal transduction system
Source: RefSeq, a predicted model, not a curated record